AUGAAGCCAGUGGUGACCGACAGCAUCGCAGCCCAGAGCUACCGAUGUCAGGUGCUCUUGGGCCUCUUGGACGAGGCGGAGGCCAAGUCCAAGGGCCGGCUGCGGGACGUGGCCUUCCCCGCCUCCGAGGCGGCUGCGCAGCUGGCACGGCUCCGCGCACAGGAGAAGCAGCUGCUGGAGGCCGACGAGGAGGUGGACGCUCAGAUCGCGGAGCUCUCCGCAAAGCUGAGGCAAUUGGAGAAGACGCGGCGGGAGCUCCUGGCGCCUCGGCACGUGACGUGA
Effrenium voratum is the source of this 282-nucleotide messenger RNA. Lineage: Eukaryota; Dinophyceae; Suessiales; Symbiodiniaceae. The record is from the annotation of a GenBank genome assembly.